AAAAUAAAAAAGAGAGAAGAGAGAGAGGAAGAGAGAGAAAACAAAAAAAGAAAAAGGAAAAAAGGUCGCCAGUGCUUGUGCUUUGUCCCGAAGAGUAUCGGAUAACGCUGCAACCCUUGUGCUCCUCGGUCGCCCUGUCUUCAUUGCUGCCGCCUCGUUCCUCUGUAUUAACUUUGUUUCAGAAGCUCUCAACUGACUACUCCUAGGGAGGGACUCAUUGAUCAAAAUUGAGAUAGCAUCAUUAUGCUCUAGUGGUAAUUGUUGUGGCUUGCUUUGACAAUGGUGGCUGAUCAGUGGAAGAAACGUCUAUGUGCUGCCAGCACUGUUGACUAUUCUCAGGAACCCCAUGGAUUGAAGAAGAAGAAGAAGAAGCAGGGAUUAGCAAGAUAUAGUUUGAAGUUAAGAUCCAAUGUUUCUCUGGUCUGGGAUGACAAAAAAAGGUGUGUUCUUGCCAAGAAGGAGCAAAUUGGCAUUUCAUGGAGAGACUUGACUCCCUUUUUGGAUUCUCUUUCCCACCAUCAUAGUAUACUGGCUGAUGUUUUUACUCUACCUCACGAAAUUUUUGAAUUCGAAAAUUUAAGUGAGGUCCUCUCGCACAAGGUCUGGCAGGCAAACUUGUCAGAAGAUGAGAGAGGAUUUCUUACGCAAUUUUUGCCGGAAGGGUCAGAACCAGAUGAAAUUGUCUGUAAAUUGCUGGGGCAGGAAAAUUUUCACUUCGGAAAUCCUUUUGUUAAGUGGGGUCAGAUGAUUUGUUCUGGUAGCUUUCACCCUGAUAAUGUUAUGCGUCAGGAACAUCUUUUCAAGGCUAACAAGAAGGCGUAUUACAUGGAAUUACAAAAUUACCAUAAUAAUAUGAUUGAGAAGUUGCAGUUAUGGAAGGAAAAUGUGGAGAGCUGUAAAGACUCUGAGGAAGAAUUGGUGGAGAGAAUAUUGAGAAAGGGCUUCACAGAAGGAACCUAUGGCAGUUCACCUGAUGGAGCUAAGGUGAUUGGAAGGUCUAGGAAAGGAGAAAAGCUAAACAAGCGCAAUAUCCAACACAGCGAUGGCGCCAAAUACAUGUCUUAUAUUAAGGUCAGUCGAGAACACUAUCAACGUGUUAAGAACAGCAUGAAGCAUAAUAGUAAUAGCAUUCAGCCCAGGUCUCUGAGCAACGUGUUAGGUGAUAUGGAAAAUCUCCAUGUACAGCCAUUUGAAUUUUAUGAGGAAGAGGAACGUCAGAAGUUACAUGACCACUGGCUGCACCUGGCAAACAGGGAUGUCCCUGCUGGUUUUGCAAACUGGAUACAGAGACGUUCACAGGGAUUGCAAGUGAGAAAAUCAUUAGGUCAAGAAAUGGAACAGAAACUGAAAGUCCAAAUUAAGGGGGAAGAGGAAAAGAUCCCUGAUGGGAUCUUUGCAGAACUAACUGAUACUAAAGAAGGAGAAGAGAGAAGGAGCUCUGAUGGGAUCUUUGCUGAACUAACUGAUAAUAAAGAAGCAGAAGUUGCACUCUCAAUGGAAGUAGAGGUUGAUCAGCCAGAGGGCAACAAAAUAUCUGAUGGGUUGAUUGAGAAGCAGAUGGAAAGCGAGAUAGUAAAUAAUGAGCUUUCUCUACACUUGGAGGUUGAUCAGCAUGAGAGCAACGGAAAAUCUGAUGGGUUGGUCGAGAUGCAAAUGGAAUGCGAGAUAGUAAAUAAUGAGCUUUCUCUACAGCCGGAGGUUGAUCAGCAUGAGAGCAACGAAAAAUCUGAUGGGUUGAUCGAAAAGCAAAUGGAAAGCGAAAUAGUAAAUACUGAGCUUUUUCUACAGUCGGAGGUUGAUCAGCAUGAGGGCAAAGAAGAAUGUGAUGGGUUGAUCAAGAAGCAAAUGGAAAGAGAAAUAGUAAAUGAUGAGCUUCCUCUACAGCCAGAGGAUCAGGAGGGAGGAGAGUCUGCAAGCUUAUGUGAUAAACAGACUCCUGAUAGCACAGCUAACACUGAUUAUGAUGAUGAAUCUCUCCCCGUCUCACUCAAUCAGCAUCUUGAUCAUGUUUCACUUGUUGAGAGCAAUCAGUUAGACCACUUUAAGCUGGACUCUAACGAGAACCAUAUAAUCCAGCAAGCAGAUGAAGUUUCUCCAACUCUAUCGGAGUAUCCUGAGGAAGGGUUGAAUAAUGUGGAUGGUCCUGUUGAUCAGGGGGAUCCUCUUGCUUCUACCAGUAAUGGUUGGUCAGCAGUUAGCAUAGCUACUUCUUAUGGACGUGCCACUCCCAUAAGUCAUGAAUAUUCUUCUGUUGAGGAGUUGUCACUUGGGCAUCCUCGAGUUACCGAUGAGCCAGCGGCUAGUCUUAUUAAUCUGGGAGUUGUCCCUACAGAAAAGGAUGCUGGGAGGGAUAUGUUGCCCAGAGAACCCAGUGAUGUUUCUCUUUUUGGUUCAUACCCUCAGAACAGGAAUGAAAUGUUUCAACCAUUUUUUAAAGGUCCAGAUAGUUUAUCUUACAAUCAUGAGCAUAGACAGCCUCCACUGGUGUACCAACCAUCAAGCAAUCUGAUCGUGGAGCCAGGUCAAUAUUCUGGUCAUUUAAGGGAGCAGCUUCAUGCGCAGUUACCCUUGGAGCUAAGGCACAAGGGACUGAAUGAUCUCCUCAUGCAUCAGAACUUUCAGGAGAAUCUAUACCCAGAUGGAGGUCGAUACUCUUUCCCUAGGCAUGAGCAGUUGAAUGUUGGCAUGCAAGAUUGGGCUGUCAAUUCUGUUCAUGUAUCAGCACCGUCUCAAACUCAUUUAAGCAGUGGAGACUUGUUAAGUCAGAAUUGGUUCUCUGGAGAGAAUCAUGGCCGUGGGGCCUGGUCUACUUUGGAAGGUAUUGGCGGUCCAUCUCAGAGCAUUGGAAGUGUAAACAACUCAGAUCAGAGCUUGUACAGUGUUUUAUCUGAAUGUAACACACUGCAUCAGAGUGGCUCUUAUGAUCUAUCAGGACCAAGAGAACGCUUGAUCCCUUCAAGGAACUAUGGUGAGAUGGAUGCGGCAGUUACCACAACGAGCAAUGCCUCGCUGCAACCAGCUAAACCCCUUAGUUACAUGAGUAGCCAGGAAAGUCCUGGAGGCCUUAAACCCAAUGGUCUCGGAUGGGUGAGCAUGUCUACUCAGAAUCCUGGGUUACAGGAUUCGAUGGGUAAACCAUUCUUGAGGUCCUGGAAUCCAUAGGGAUGUUGCGUUGCACAAUGAUACGCGGCUCCAAGAGUCUGCAGGACAAAAGUUGAUGUAAACUUGUACACCACAAGAAUCAAGAUGCAGCCAGAUUUUAUUGCAAUUGUUUUGAGGUGAGGCUGCUGCAAGGCUUUUCUUGACGAUGUCAAGCCUCAUAGGCUUUUUGUAAAUACAUACGUUAGACAAAUCUAAUGUCUGUGUAUAUACUAGAUAUUUAUAGAUAUAGGGAGAUUGGUUUAGUCAUGGAGAUCCAAUGGUUCUUUAACUAGAUAUCUAGCUAAUAUAGUGUUGCUCGUAUUUUUCAUUUUUUUCUUUGUUGGUAAAAUAAAAUGUCGCAUAUUUUGUUCAA
Messenger RNA from Nicotiana tabacum (common tobacco), 3514 nucleotides. RefSeq lists its product as uncharacterized. Gene Ontology annotation, cellular component: Ino80 complex. Lineage: Eukaryota; Viridiplantae; Streptophyta; Magnoliopsida; Solanales; Solanaceae. The record is from RefSeq and is a predicted model, not a curated record.